Molecule: messenger RNA, 2094 nt
Organism: Puccinia triticina
Lineage: Eukaryota; Fungi; Basidiomycota; Pucciniomycetes; Pucciniales; Pucciniaceae
Exons: 8
Coding region: 1-2094 (697 amino acids)
Biological process (GO): signal transduction
Cellular component (GO): nucleus; cytoplasm; nucleotide-activated protein kinase complex
Molecular function (GO): protein kinase binding
Source: RefSeq, a predicted model, not a curated record
AUGUUGACUGUCAAACCCGCCAAUUGCCAAUUGGCAACUAUCCCAUCCGAUCCAAGUCACUCUCCCAACGCACCAAGCUCUCCGCCGGACGUCCAGUGCCAAGCUGCCGGUGAACGCGAGCGACGGUCAACAGGAGAAGACGCCCCCACAAGACAACGACGAACACCACGCAAACGGAACAAACGAAACGACAUGGGUUCCCGAAAUGAACAAGAAACACAUCAGAACAAGUAUCUUCACCACUUCAGAUGGGAAAGCUCGGUGCCCGAACGAGUAUCGAUCAAAGGCUCAUUCGAUCAGUGGCAAUCCUCAUUGGAGUUGCAGAAAAAAACGUCCGGUAAAUUCUCCGCUCCAAUCGAACUAGAGUUUGGUUCAAAAGUCUCCUACAAGUAUGUUGUCGACGGAACCUGGCGGCACAACCCUAAUGAGCCUACUGAAACCGACUCAAAUGGUAACAUCAACAAUGUCUUUGAAGUGCCUCAAGAUCCAUUAUUCUCCAUGAACCCUGAGGCUGAAUCCGUUCAAACCUUGCCCAAUCCGGUACAAACUAUGUCAUCCGCAGCCGUAACUGAAGAGUCAGGGACGGAGACAUCACCUGACCCACCCCUUACAAAAACUCCCGAACCUGACAGUCUGACCGAAUCAUCUACGCCUCCAGACAUGUCCAUCGCCUUCCCUUCAACCUCAACUGACAACCUACCUGAAUUGACCGAGCGCCCGAAGCAAGCGGCCAAUCCCAAACGAACCCUAAGUUUAUUUGCCCCUGGCACACGCUUUGGUCGCGCAUCCCACCGCACCCAAAGUCUUGCCACCGCCCCUGGCACGCCCAAAGAAAAGGCGUCUCCGGCCGGAGCCUCGGUCUCCAAUGUGGUCUCUGCCAUGGCCGGUGUAGCUGCCACGGCCAUCCCAGCCGCUAUAUUUGCCGUCACUGGCAAGGAUAUCACCCGGAACUCAAAGCCUGACUCCCCCGCCGACCCGCCAUCCGCCAAUGAUGAUCCCUCGCCUUCCGCUGCUGAGGAACCUAGUACUUCAUCCCAAUCCCCUGCCGGCGGUUCCGAUCAGCCCUCGCAGACUGACACUCCUGCCCCAGCUGUUGCUACUUCCGACAAAGUACCCCAGCCUGCUGCUCAGCCACCCGCUCAACCUGCUGCUCAGCCUGCCGCCCAACCUGCUGCCCAACCUGCUGCUCAACCCGCUGCCCAACCUGCUGCCCAGCUUGCCGAUGCUAAGCUCACCUCGUCAACCCCCGAGCCUCUGGCCACUAUGCCUGUGAAUGAUGCUACUGAAAAUCCCGAACCCAAGAGCAGCAAACCUGUAGUGCCUCUGGCCACGCAUCAGCUACUCUCUUCGUCGGCAGCGGAGACUUGCGCAACGACAGUGCCAACAUCUCCCAAACUAGAAGACCUCACAAUCGCACCCAAAGCUACACCAGCUGUGAUUGAGUCAAAGACAGUCCCAGCAGUCUCCGUGUCGGAUCCCAACUCCAACAAUCCCGAACCCAAAACUGGUUCUCCUUCUACCCUCAAACAAGAGGGGGCCAAACUCCAGACCCCUGGAGCCAGCCCAAAGGUAGAAUCGCCACCGAAGGUCUCGUUUUCCGACGACGAAGCGGCAGCAGCCCGAGCUAACGCAACCGCGCGCGAAACGGGCAGCAGCACCGUCCCGCCCGCCCCAACCGUGAAGCUCUCGCCAAAGCCUACAAUCAGUGGGGCGUCGACUCCCAACAAACCUAACCCGGACUCCGCCGGUGGGAAAUCUAAGAUUUCCGAGUUCACCCGAAAGACCAGUGGCUGGAGAUACAGCCUCGGCUCCAUCCGCUCCCGAAAAACUAGCACCGACCACGACCGUCGCUCAGUCAGUGAUAGCCCCGCCCUCGCGCAGGCCCGAUCUCCCGAACCCUCGACCGCUGAUCACCCGGAAGACUCGUCUCCUCGAGCCAAGCGCAGAUCUGGCUUAUUCCAAAAAAUCAAAGCCGUCCUCAGCCCUCACAAGAAAAACGCUUACACCACCAACACCAGCAACGCAGCUGGUGGUGGGGGCAACACCAGUAAAUCGAACACGCUCAGCCGUACCACUACGAUCAACCGCGAAUGA